GUAAACAGCAUAACAUCUCACGAGGAACGGUUUUUCGGCCAUUUUAAUCCGAAUUUUAUUCGAUUCAAGUUGCGCGAUGACAUAUUGGAAUUCAUGUACGAACGAUUGUUAAUAUGUACAAAUUGUUCUAACAUCAUCAUUAAAUUAUGACUAGUUUCUCUUUCUGAUGAAAUUCAUGUUAAUCUUGGUUUAUCUCACUUGAUUUGACGAAAAUUGACAAGGAUAAUUUAACGAUUAUAAAUCACGUGUAUAUGAAAAAUAGUUUUAUCCCUGAAUUAAUCUCUUUCAGAGUUUAAAUAUCAUAUAUUUAGCAAGUACUUGAACGUGAUCAAAAUGAUUGACGUAACGCAGAAAAAUAUCAACGAAAAUGUACUGAAAUUAGUGAACAGAAUUCACUAUGGAGAUAUUAAGGGUACAUAUAACAUCGUAAUGGCUACCAUUUCCGUGCUGAAGGAAAUCAUCAACAAUACAGAAUGGAACACAGCAAAAAAUUUAAUGGACAAUAUCACGCUGAACGGAAAGUAUUUGAUUGAGGCGCUUCCUCUGGAGGCUUCUAUUGGAAAUAUGGUAAGAAGAAUGCUGCAGAUUAUUAGAGAAGAGUAUAUUUCGGAAUUAAAAAAUAAAACAGAAGAAACAGACCCUCAAGAAUCCUUGCACAAGAUUCUCACUGCAGAAAGUGAUCAACAAAUAGACUUUAAUACCUCGGUGCCUUCUCUCAAAUCUGCUCUCCUUGAGCAUACUGUCGAAUUUGAAACCGAGUUGGAAACAUGUUUAGAAAACAUUACAGAGCAAGCAUCUGAACACAUACAUUCGAACGAGAUUAUAAUGACCAUUGGAAAAUCGAAGUUGGUUGAAGAAUUUUUUAAGAAAGCUGCCAAUAGCAGAGCCUUCGACGUUAUAGUAGCCGAGGGUGGGCCGUUUUUAAACGGUCACGAAAUGGCCGUAAACCUGGCUAAGGCGAAGAUCAAGACUACUCUGAUAUCGGACGUGGCGAUCUUUGCAAUGAUGUCGCGAGUUAACAAGGUCAUAAUUGGCACUCAUACUGUUAUGGCGAACGGUGGACUUCGAGCGAUCUCAGGAACGCAUACAGUGGCGCAAGCUGCCAAGCAUUAUUCUGUUCCUGUGAUGGUUCUAUUACCACUUUACAAACUAUCGCCUCUUUAUCAUUGCUCAUACAAACAGGACGGUUUCAACAAGCACGUUUCGCCAAUACAAGGAGUAGUCGACAGUGCUAAUGCACAAUUACUUGAAAAAAUACAUGCGUACAAUCCUGUAUUCGAUUAUGUUCCACCAGAUCUAGUCACAUUAUUUAUUUCGAACACGGGUGGAAAUGCACCAUCUUACAUAUAUAGAUUACUUAGUGAAUUAUAUCACCCUGAUGAUUAUGAAUUGUGAACAGUUCAGAAUUAUGUACGCAUUAUAAAAAAUGUAUAUAAAAGUCAAUAUUGGCGAUAAUAUAGAUAUGGACACUAGUGCAU
Molecule: messenger RNA, 1478 nt
Organism: Nylanderia fulva
Lineage: Eukaryota; Metazoa; Arthropoda; Insecta; Hymenoptera; Formicidae
Gene: eIF2Bbeta
Product: eukaryotic translation initiation factor 2B subunit beta
Biological process (GO): translational initiation
Cellular component (GO): eukaryotic translation initiation factor 2B complex
Molecular function (GO): translation initiation factor activity; guanyl-nucleotide exchange factor activity
Source: RefSeq, a predicted model, not a curated record